AUGGAGAAUGCAACUCAAGUAGAAGACAAAAAGUCCGAAGAUAUCUCAGAAAACACCCCUGACAAGAAGCAAGAAAGCCUUGAAGACAUGCUUUUUAGGCACAACAAGGCUAAACAGAAAGCUAAGAAGAAACAAGUUGAUGAAGAUAUAUCUAAGCUUUCAACGACACACGCGGAGGAACUGGCUUCUAUAAGAUAUAGCAGUGCUGCUGAGAAUGGAAGAGGAAAUCUUGACAAUUUGGUAAAGGCCAUUGCUGGGUUUCAGUCACCACUCAAGCUGAACAUUCAAAACCUAGCAAGGGUGUCAAGCGGCGUGAGAAAAGAUCUCAAUAGGAAGCUGCUAGAGAACAAAGAAUACAAGAAGAGCAGAGCAAAAUGGUAA
Messenger RNA from Fraxinus pennsylvanica, 381 nucleotides. The record is from the annotation of a GenBank genome assembly. NCBI's taxonomy places the organism in Eukaryota, Viridiplantae, Streptophyta, Magnoliopsida, Lamiales, Oleaceae.